GCGGCGGCGGCGGCGGGGACGAGGCGGGCGCUGACACCAUGGAGCCGCUGUAACGCACAGGCUGCGCGGCGCGCGGGGAGGGGGCGGAGGAGGACGCCGCGGCCAAGUUCUCCGCCAUGAACCUGAGGGGCCUCUUCCAGGACUUCAACCCGAGCAAAUUCCUCAUCUACGCCUGUCUGCUGCUGUUCUCUGUGCUGCUGGCCCUUCGUCUGGAUGGCGUCAUUCAGUGGAGUUACUGGGCUGUCUUUGCUCCCAUAUGGCUGUGGAAGCUAAUGGUCAUUGUUGGAGCCUCCGUCGGAACUGGAGUCUGGGCACGCAACCCCCAAUAUCGAGCAGAAGGAGAAACGUGUGUGGAGUUCAAAGCCAUGUUGAUCGCCGUGGGUAUCCACUUGCUGCUGCUGAUGUUUGAAGUCCUGGUCUGUGACAGGAUCGAGAGAGGGAGCCACUUCUGGCUGCUGGUCUUCAUGCCGCUCUUCUUCGUGUCCCCGGUGUCUGUCGCAGCCUGUGUCUGGGGCUUUCGACAUGACAGGUCGCUGGAGUUAGAAAUCCUGUGUUCUGUCAACAUUCUCCAGUUUAUAUUCAUUGCCUUAAGACUGGACAAGAUCAUCCACUGGCCCUGGCUUGUCGUGUGCGUGCCCCUGUGGAUCCUCAUGUCCUUUCUGUGCCUGGUGGUCCUGUACUACAUCGUGUGGUCCGUGCUGUUCCUGCGCUCCAUGGACGUGAUCGCAGAGCAGCGGAGGACGCACAUCACCAUGGCGCUGAGCUGGAUGACCAUCGUUGUGCCUCUCCUUACUUUUGAGAUUCUGCUGGUUCACAAGCUGGACGGCCACAACGCCUUCUCGUGUGUGCCCAUAUUUGUCCCCCUCUGGCUGUCCUUGAUCACGCUGAUGGCAACCACAUUUGGACAGAAGGGAGGAAAUCACUGGUGGUUUGGGAUUCGCAAGGACUUCUGCCAGUUUCUGCUAGAAAUCUUCCCAUUUUUGAGAGAAUACGGGAACAUCUCCUACGAUCUCCAUCACGAAGACAGCGAGGAAAGCGAAGACACCCCUGUUCCGGAGCCUCCUAAAAUCGCCCCCAUGUUCCGAAAGAAGACCAGGGUCGUCAUCACCCAGAGUCCUGGAAAGUAUGUCCUCCCACCUCCCAAAUUAAACAUCGAGAUGCCAGAUUAGAGACCACGUCCUGGACAGACCUGGUGGACCGGCGCUCCUCCCCACCCUGCCCUGCCUCGUGCUCACCUCCCAGAAGCGGCCCUGGAGCCUGAGCUGGCUCCGGGCACCUCCAUCUCAUGCCUUGUUUGCACUCAAUGCCUAGCGGGGACUCGCCCCCAAGGACAGACCGCUGGGGGUCCCGGGUGGGCGGUGGCCGCACACGUGGAGGAUGGCGGGCAAGUGCCUGCAGGAAAGGCCUCUCCCUGGGGCCAGGCUUCCCAACCAGCAGCCCAUUCCCAGUGGCAGGGCGCAGGAGCCAUGGAAGGAUGGCCACGCACUGUGGGCCCCUGCGCCCAGCUUCACAUCCGCCUCGUCUGUUCUGGGACCCAGUGAUGACUAGGUGCCAGCCUGGCACGGGGCUGUUCCGGGUAAUCCGGAGGAACUCACUGCUCAGGGGCUCCCUAGGGGCUCCCAUUCAGGCCUUGGUGGCUGCACGGGGCUGGCCGCUGACAGCACUUUCCAGGGGCCCCUUGGCAAAACUGCAGGGGGUGACUCGUGCCUGUACAGUAUUUAUACGACUCUUUUAGCAUUGUAAUAUACGGUGUUCCUUCCCGGUUCUGUGCAGCCUCUUCUGUGGGACUGUUUUCACUGGCGGUACGGGAGACAGCUCUUCUGUGGCAGAGGACCCAGAUGGCACGCCUGCCCCACCCCCGUGCCCCCUUCAUGGGACAUGGCCUGUCCCCCUUGAAUUUCUGCACAUACCUGGUAGCUGCUGCCGCCAGCACAGCCACGACCUUCAGAGGGUUUGGGCUUUUUGACAUUGUGGGAACACCGACUGUGCCAGAAAACAUUAUGACAGGGCUGGAGGAGGGUGCCGGACAGAGUGGCCGAGACCAGAAAUGGCCAGAGGUGGUCUGUGUGUGGAGCUGGACCCCAGGUGGGGUUCACACUCUGAACUGGGUCACCCACACUCCCAGAGCUGCCAGUACAGCCAGGAACCCCAGGGGUCCAUGGUGGACCCACAGGACAGUGGCCGCCACCUGACAUGCUUUGCUGCUACUCUGAGUGCGAGGGUGGGAGCACCUGCCUGCUCACCCAGGAGAAGCAUCUGGGUCUAGUGGGCACGUGGACCUGUCUCAGCCUGGCCCCAUCACCCCGAGUCUUGCCGCUGGCCAGCCCUCUGGCAGCCCCAUAGGGCGGGGGGGUGGGGGGCAGUGGUUCCGACAUGUGGAACGCUGUCACCUGUCCUCGGCGUGUGGCAAAGGGACCUCCAGACAUGCCUCCUCUCCCUGUAGCUGGUCCAUAAAACAGGCUGUGCCUUUUCCGGGACCCCGACAGUCAGGCCCUCCUGGUCGGGGAGCAGGAGUGGUUCUCAGUGAGCCUGAGGAUCCCUGGAGUUGCCCCCAGGUGGGGCGUGCAGGGCAGCGGCAUCCUCUAACACGACUGCAGCUGUCACGGGUCGGGCGGAACACAGGGGUCAGGGAGAGUCUCCCACGGCCUGAGGACCCCAGCAGCUGCUGGCCUGGCCUGGUGACUCGACAGGUGUGUUGUCAGCUUUCAACACCAUCUCGCCCUGAAGUCUGCUCUUCGGUGGUCCCUGGGCGAUGCCCACUCAUGUCUGUGGCUCGGUGUUGCUUUCCUUUAAAUAAAAUGCUAUGAGUCCUGGCCGCCGCCCUAGCGUCUCUGCCUUGAUGUGUGCACCUACUCGGUGG
Molecule: messenger RNA, 2860 nt
Organism: Talpa occidentalis (Iberian mole)
Lineage: Eukaryota; Metazoa; Chordata; Mammalia; Eulipotyphla; Talpidae
Gene: TMEM185A
Product: transmembrane protein 185A
Exons: 7
Coding region: 117-1169 (350 amino acids)
Cellular component (GO): dendrite
Source: RefSeq, a predicted model, not a curated record